GAUGAAUCAGGACAACGUCCACGAAGGGUGGCUCCUCUCCAACCCCAACGGGGACCCUAUAAAAGCAGCCCCGUCCUCGCCUCGCUCCGCACGGCUUCCCAGGAAUCCCACUUGAUCCCGCCGGUGACUCGGGCUCGCUCGGAUCUGCAGGAUGUCCCCGUUCUUGGACAGCAUCGCCACCAUCGUCGGCGUCUUCCAGCAGCACGCCCGGGGAGAUGGGGACGGCUCCGGGCUCAGCCGCAGGAGGAUGAGGGAGCUCAUCCAGAGGGAAUUCGCAGAUUCCCUGGUGAAGCCACACGACCCUCAGACCAUCGAGAAGAUCCUGCAGUUCCUGGAGUGGGAUGGGGACGGGGACAUCGAUUUUAACGAGUUCCUCCUCCUGGUGUUCCGGGUGGCCAAGUGCUGCUUCUGGUUCCAGCCGAGGGCCCCGUUCCUGGUGCAGAGGACAAAGAUCCCGACCGGCGGAAAAUCCCUGCGGGAGCCGGAAUUCAGGAGCAGAGGGAACCGCCGGCAGCUCCAGGAGGAGGAGGAGGAACGACAAACCUGGGAGAGGAAUGGUGAAGCUGAGCUGCAAGGAGACCUCAGGGUCAGGGAGGUGGAAAUCUCGGAGGAAACGAGGAGGGAUCAGCAGGAACAUCGCACGCGGAGCAGGACGGACGCGGAACCACGCAGGGAGCUGAUCCCUCGGGAACACCGGGAACGGAGCCAGGAGCCGUGCGAGCAGCGGGAGAGCCGGAGAAGGCGGCAGCCCCCGGAGCCAGACAGACGGGAGGGAGAGAGGAGAGACCGGGAGGGGCUCCGGGAGGAAGAACUGGCAGACGUGAGGACAGGCAGGCAACGCCGAGAACCCCAACCACAGCUGGACAGGUGGAGCCGCCAGGAGCCAGGGGGUGAUGAAAGAACCCAGUGGCCACGAGGAGCAGAUGGAGAAGGUGACAAUCGGCCACGGGAACCCGAAUUGCUCCGGGAAGAGAGGAGCCGCCACCGCCGGCGUGAGCUGGAACAAAGAGAGCUGGAAGGGAGAAGCUGCCGGGCGGCUGAGCUGGAAUGUCCAGAGUCCAGGCGGCCACAUCAGUCGUACCUGGAGGAACCGUUAGAGAUCGACCUCGGGGAAUGUGGGAGAGCAGAGCCAGAGGAACGCGGCUACGGACGGAGAACAAAGCAGGAACGGGAGCUGGAAUCUGAGGAAAGGGAAAGGGAGAUCCGAGAGGAGCAAGAGAGGGAAGAAAGAGAUGACCCCAGAAGAAAACGGAGAAUGAGAGAGAGGAGGGUGAAUCAAGAACGGGAGCUGGAGGUGGAGGUGUCCGAGCGCCGGGCACGGGAAAGGGAGGAAGAAGUGGCCAUCAUUGGCCGGAGAGAGACACGGGAGGGACGAGAGCGAGACAUCCGUGAGGCUGAAAUAGAUGCAAGGAGAGAACAAGAAGUGCAUGACAGGAGAAGAGAGAUCUCAGUGGCAGCAGCAGAAGCCGAUGACAGAGUGCGCCGUGAGAUCCGGGAACAAGGUGAGGAGCUGAGAAGGAGAGAACGUCCCUCUGAGCGUGAGGAAGACAGAAGAAUUUGCCCCAGAAGAGACAGGGAAGAGCCCCUGAGGGAGAGGAGAAUCGACCGUGAACGGGAGCUGGAGGUGGGAAUCUCUGAGCGCCGGGCACGGGAAAGGGAGGAGAGACAAGAGCGAGAAAUUCGUGAGAUUGGAGAUGAUGGAAGGAGACAGAGAGAAACUCUGAGGUACGAAAGGGACAGAGAGAUCUCAGUGGCAGCAGCUGAAGCCGAUGUCAGAGUGCGUCGUGAGAUCCGGGAACCACGAGAGGAGCUGAGAAGGAGAGAACGUCCCUCUGAGCGUGAGGAGGAAGAGAGGAGAAUCUCCCGGGUCAGAGAGAGGGAAGAAGCCCUGAGGGAGAGGAGAAUCGAUCGGCAACGGGAGCUGGAGGUGGAGGGCUCUGAGCGCCGGACAAGGGAAAGGGAGGAAGAAGUGGCUGCCAUUGGACGGAGGGAGAUACGGGAGAGACGAGAGCGAGAAAUUCGUGAGAUUGGAGAUGAUGGCAGGAGACAGAGAGAAACUCUGAGGUACGAAAGGGACAGAGAGAUCUCAGUGGCAGCAGCAGAAGCCGACGUCAAAGGGCGCCGUGAGAUCCAGGAACCACAAGAGGAGCUGAGAAGGAGAGAACGUCCCUCUGAGCGUGAGGAGGAAGCAGAACCAGAGAGGAGAAUUUCCCGGGUCAGAGAGAGGGAAGAGGCCCUGAGGGAAAGAGGCCUUGAUCAGCAACGGAAGCUGGAGGUGGUUGAGCGCCGGGCAUGGGAAAGGGAGGAAGAAGUGGCUGCCAUUGGCCAGAGAGAGACACGGGAGAGACGAGAGCAAGACAUCCGUGAGGCUGAAAUAGAUGCAAGGAGAGAACAAGAAGUGCAUGACAGGAGAAGAGAGAUCUCAGUGGCAGCAGCUGAAGCCGAUGUCAAAGGGCGCCGUGAGAUCCGGGAACGGGAACCACGAGAGGAGCUGAGAAGGAGAGAACGUCCCUCUGAGCGUGAGGAGGAAGAGAGGAGAAUCUCCAGGGUCAGAGAGAGGGAAGAGACCGUGAGGGAGAGGAGAAUAAACCAUGAACAGGAGCUGGAGGUGGAGGGCUCUGAGCGUCGGACAAGGGAAAGGGAGGAAGAAGUGGCUGCCAUUGGACGGAGGGAGAUACGGGAGAGACGAGAGCGAGAAAUUCGUGAGAUUGGAGAUGAUGGAAGGAGACAAAGAGAAACUCUGAGGUACGAAAGGGACAGAGAGAUCUCAGUGGCAGCCGCAGAAGCCGAUAUCAAAGGGCGCCGUGAGAUCCGGGAACCACGAGAGGAGCUGAGAAGGAGAGAACGUCCCUCUGAGCGUGAGGAGGAAGAGAGGAGAAUCUCCCAGGUCAGAGAGAGGGAAGAGGCCCUGAGGGAGAGGAGAAUCGAUCGGCAACGGGAGCUGGAGGUGGAGGGCUCUGAGCGUCGGGCACGGGAAAGGGAGGAAGAAGUGGCCAGAGUUGGCCGGAGGGAGAUACGGGAGAGACGAGAGCGAGAAAUUCGUGAGAUUGGAGAUGAUGGAAGGAGACAGAGAGAAACUCUGAGGUACGAAAGGGACAGAGAGAUCUCAGUGGCAGCAGCAGAAGCCAAUGUCAAAGGGCGCCGUGAGAUCCGGGAACGGGAACCACGAGAGGAGCUGAGAAGGAGAGAACGUCCCUCUGAGCGUGAGGAAGACAGAAGAAUUUGCCCCAGAAGAGACGGGGAAGAGCCCCUGAGGGAGAGGAGAAUCGACCGUGAACGGGAGCUGGAGGUGGGAAUCUCUGAGCGCCGGGCACGGGAAAGGGAGGAGAGACAAGAGCGAGAAAUUCGUGAGAUUGGAGAUGAUGGAAGGAGACAGAGAGAAACUCUGAGGUACGAAAGGGACAGAGAGAUCUCAGUGGCAGCCGCAGAAGCCGAUGUCAGAGUGCGCCGUGAGAUCCAGGAACGGGAACCACGAGAGGAGCUGAGAAGGAGAGAACGUCCCUCUGAGCGUGAGGAGGAAGCAGAACCAGAGAGGAGAAUUUCCCGGGUCAGAGAGAGCGAAGAGGCCCUGAGGGAGAGGAGAAUAGAUCGGCAACGGGACCUGGAGGUGUCUGAGCGCCGGGCACGGGAAAGGGAGGAAGAAGUGGCUGCCAUUGGACGGAGAGAGACACGGGAGAGACGAGAGCGAGAAAUUCGUGAGAUUGGAGAUGAUAGAAGGAGACAGAGGGAAACUCUGAGGUACGAAAGGGACAGAGAGAUCUCAGUGGCAGCAGCUGAAGCCGAUGUCAGAGUGCACCGUGAGAUCCGGGAACAAGGUGAGGAGCUGAGAAGGAGAGAACGUCCCUCUGAGCGUGAGGAGGAAGCAGAACCAGAGAGGAGAAUUUCCCGGGUCAGAGAGAGCGAAGAGGCCCUGAGAGAGAGGAGAAUCGAUCGGCAACGGGACCUGGAGCUGGAGGUCUCUGAGCGCCGGGCACGGGAAAGGGAGGAGGAAGUGGCCGCCAGAAACCUGAGAGAGACACGGGAGAGACGAGAGCGAGAAAUUCGUGAGGCUGAAAUAGCUGCAAGGAGAGAACAAGAAGUGCAUGACAGGAGAAGAGAGAUCUCAGUGGCAGCAGCAGAAGCCGAUGUCAAAGGGCACCGUGAGAUCCGGGAACGGGAACCACGAGAGGAGCUGAGAAGGAGAGAACGUCCCUCUGAGCGUGAGGAGGAAGAGAGGAGAAUCUCCCGGGUCAGAGAGAGGGAAGAAGCCCUGAGGGAGAGGAGAAUCGAUCGUCAGCGGGAGCUGGAGGUGGAGGGCUCUGAGCGCCGGGCACGGGAAAGGGAGGAAGAAGUAGCCAGAGUUGACCGGAGGGAGAUACGGGAGAGACGAGAGCGAGAAAUUCGUGAGAUUGGAGAUGAUGGCAGGAGACAGAGAGAAACUCUGAGGUACGAAAGGGACAGAGAGAUCUCAGUGGCAGCAGCUGAAGCCGAUGUCAGAGUGCGCCGUGAGAUCCGGGAACCACGAGAGGAGCUGAGAAGGAGAGAACGUCCCUCUGAGCGUGAGGAGGAAGCAGAACCAGAGAGGAGAAUCUCCCGGGUCAGAGAGAGGGAAGAGGCCCUGAGGGAGAGGAGAAUCGAUCGGCAACGGGAGCUGGAGCUGGAGGUCUCUGAGCGCCGCAGCCGCCAGACUCAGGACAGGGAGGCAGAAGUGACCGUCGCUGAUCAGAGGGAGGCCCGUGAGGAGAUCAGGCUGGAGGUCCUGGAGGAAGAAGAUGAGGAGGAGCUGGAGCAGGGCCAGUGCCGGUACCAGACCCUGGACGUGGACACCGGCGAUCUCUGCCCCCCGGGACAGGAGGCGCCCGUCAGUGACCUCAGGGUCCGGUACCGCCCCGCUGACCCCGAUGUCCGGCCCGAGGUCCGGCUGCUCCCCGAGCCUGUGGAGCCUCAGACCGUCGCCUACUUGGUGCACGUGAUCCAGAACCUGGAGGACCCCAAGGCCGCCACCUACGAGAUCGUGUGCCACCAGCCCGGCCAGCAGGGCCAGCCCGUGCGCGUCCGGACCUGCUCCGUGUCCCCGCGGCCACCGAGUGACUGCAGGGGCCGUCCCGAGGCGCCGCCGUCCAAAUGCCCCCAGGAAAACCCCGAGGGUCUGGAUGAGCCCCGGGAAAGAUCCGGAAAAGAAGUGAAGGACGGAGCCCUCCGGGAUUCCGCCGAGGCGGAGGCUGUGAAAGGCGAGCGGGUGAAAUCCAAGGAGAUCCGGAGGCGCCCCGAGAUCCCUGAGGUGGAGCAGGAUCAGCCCCAGGGUGAGGAACCCCAGAAGGUCCCACGGGAGCCCGGAUCCGGCUGCCAGCGGAGAGAGCGCGAGGACAGCGAGGCCAAGAGCGGCAUCCCCCCGGAAUGUCGGGAUCCGGAGCGGAGAGAGCCCGCAGAGCCCCGCAGAGAGGGAAUCCAGGAGGGUGAGGAGGCUCCUGAGGAGGAACCCAGCAAGAGGAGCCGCCGGGAAUCCGGCAAUUCCCAGGUUUCUCGGGAAGGUGGCACCAAGCAGGGCCAGGAGCCCCCGCAGGAGGCCCCGAGCCGCCCCAGGGAUGAAUCCAAGACAUCCUGAGGGGAAUCUGCCUCUCCCUGGAGCCUCCCCAGGUCCUUCUGAGGGUCACUUCUGCCCCCCAUUACCAGCUCGGGAUGUGGUGGCCCAGCAGUGAUGGACUCAAAAGGAUCCCGGGGUGUCCAGUGGGGUUUGGGGGCUUUUCCCUGGAAUGAAUCCUCAGCAGGAAGCGAGAUCCCCCCAGAUGUGGCGUUUCCACCUCCUGCCGGGUGUGUCCCUCCAUAUUUAAUCACUUUUUCUGCUCUGAUUGGAGUCCUUGGGUCCCUCUGUCCUCUUUUGCACCCUGGGGUGUCACUUCAGGUUCCCCCUGCCCUGGGGCUGCUCUCGGCUUCUGCCGUUAAACUCCAAAAAAAUUCCUGAUUUUGGGGCCUGGAAAUCCUCAAGGCUGGGGAAAAAAAAAAAAAUCACCUUUUUAGCCUCGAUUCCAGCAGAAUUCCAGCUCCAGGCCCCGGGGUUUAGAGGCACAGGGUGCUGGUGGUGGGUGGGGGAUUCUCCUUCUCCUCCUUUUCCUUUUCCUUCCUUUUUGAUCGCAUGGAAAAUGGGAAUAAACGGCUGAUUCCUGCA
Haemorhous mexicanus (house finch) is the source of this 6145-nucleotide messenger RNA. Its product is annotated as trichohyalin-like. The transcript has 4 exons. Gene Ontology annotation, molecular function: calcium ion binding; transition metal ion binding. The record is from RefSeq and is a predicted model, not a curated record. Gene Ontology annotation, cellular component: cytoplasm. Gene Ontology annotation, biological process: regulation of phosphatidylinositol 3-kinase/protein kinase B signal transduction; cellular response to cytokine stimulus; positive regulation of cell cycle G1/S phase transition. NCBI's taxonomy places the organism in Eukaryota, Metazoa, Chordata, Aves, Passeriformes, Fringillidae. The coding region runs from base 152 to 5584 and encodes 1810 amino acids.